UCGGCUAAACUUUCCAGUUCUUGCUGAAAUAUUUUUCAUCGCUUAUCCGCAACUGAGUAAAUCUCGUUCUCGUUAUCAUACUUUUUGAAUUGGAUGCUUUAUAGAGUCGACUAGACUAUCUACAUAUGUAUGGUGGGUGAUUUCCGAGAAAAUCGAACAUAAUUUGACUGAAAAACGUUUCCCUGCAGAUGUCGUUUCUCAUUGAUACCUAAUCUGACAAUGCUAUCAGCACGCAGUUGCUACCGUCGCUAAAAUAAUAAUUCCCUGACCUACCCCUAGUCAUAUCCACUUUGCCCGGCAUACCUAGUGUGCUAGUGAACUCUUACUUGUGGUGGAGUCGCUCAUAUGGCAUAGAGUCUAGUGGCUUGGCCGUAUAACCUUAGUUCAAUGCCCUCGUGCUGUUUCAAAUACAAGCCAUAGUCCAAGAGCUCAGUGUUUCUUUCCAUGAAGUCAAAAUUUCGUCAAAAACGAGUGAGUCGAACAUUCUUCUUUCAGUAAUUUGUCUACUGUAAUUGGCGUGAGAUAAUACUCUAUUCAAGAGACUCUGAUCGUAUUUGAGUAAUCGAUUUGUGGGUUUCUUAGAAUAGACAGGAGUCACAGGACGAGGGGUUUGUUUAAAAUGAACUCAGUCGAUAUACUGAAUAAACUGAGAGCCAGAGAAUAAAGCUCUGAAAGCUCAUCUUAAUGUGUUUCAGAUUUCAACGUCAUAUUACAUUCUUGUAUUUUUUACGCCACGAAAUAUUUCACGGGAUGUUCCGAGUUAGCCGUCUCGCUUGCCAAAGACCUGGCAAAUCACAGAUUGCGUCUUCACUAGCACAUGGUCACGGACGUAGAGCACUGGUGUGGUGUGUAGGAAUUCCGUCUCUGCAGGAUCAGCAGCGCCGGGUCUUCCAUGGGGGUUCUGCGCCACUCAGUUGCUUACGGUCUGCCUUUCAUGAUAGAUAUUUUCUUCGCAAGAAAAUCGCAUUCAAGACGUCCAAGCCGUCAUGCCAAAUUAGUACGAGCUCUGAUCAAGGGGUGCUGCGCGCUGACGUGUGGCUCGACCCGCUCCCCAACCGUGACUUCGUCUCUUUUCUCUUCGAACGCUUCCAACAAUGGCCAGACAAUACAGCAAUCCUUUGCGACGAGACCGGGCGCAGCUACAGCUAUGGCGCUCUCAUGGAAGGUUCCCUGCGGUGGGGCAGUGCGCUCAAGGGCCUCAGCAAGGAUGGCUCGGUGCCGGCAUCUGUUGCUAUCAUGUCUCACAAUGUGCCUGAAUACCCAUUGGUUAUCUUCGGGGCCCAGGGGGCCGGAUGUUCUGUCACUACCAUUUCAGUGGUAGCUACGCCGCCGGAAAUCGCCCGUCAGUUGGACGACUCCGACGCCUCAGUUGUUGUGGUAGACGCUUCGCUGGAGGCUCAAGCGCGCGAGGCACUCACGAGGACGACCAGCGGCCGCGACGUCGUUCUUGUGACUAUAGGGAAAUCUGCUCAUGGAUUUCCUGACCUCUUGGACAUCAUUAACGACAAUAGCCUUGCCACCGUUGAUAGAGUGGAGAAUCACCCUGAUAAAAUGGCCUUGAUUCUGUACUCGAGCGGUACUACGGGUACCCCCAAAGGCGUGUGCAGCUCACACCGCGUGCUCAGCAACUACUUGCCCAUCCUGACGCACCCCAGCUGCUACCCGCCCUCUCUAGCCAGCCCUGGCAAGCAGGUGACAAGCAUCGGACUCAUGCCGUUCUACCACGGCUUCGGUCUGCUCGCCGUAGCCAUGGGUUGCUUCUACCUCGGCCACAGGCUCGUUUGUGCACCUCAACCUAGUCCUGCACGUUUCGCCGAGCUUACCAAGAAAUACCGGCCGCUGAUCCUGCACCUUGUGCCGCCGUUGCUGAACUUCCUGACGCAGUCGCCGCUGGUGUCAGCCGAGCACCUUGCCAGCGUCAGCAACGUGAUCGUCACCGGCGCUCCUGUGCACCCUGCCGUCGCCAAGGCUUUCACUGAGAAAGCCUCGCAAAAAAUUGCUUUCCAAGAAGCUCUGGGCAUGACGGAGAUUUUGUGUCUGACGCUGACGCCGCUCCUGCAGCAGAAGCUUGGCAGUUGCGGCAAACUCUUCCCCAACAUGGAGGCCAGAGUCGAGGAUCUGGAGACGAGAGAGCCUUUGGGGCCACACCGCCCAGGAGAGCUCGUCGUCAGGGGGCCGCCGCUAUUCUCGCACUACCACAAGAACCCUGAAGCCACAGCGGCUGCGUUCACACCCGAUGGCUGGUUCAGGACUGGUGACGUCGUCUGCUACGACGAGGACGGAUUUCUCUCUGUAGUCGACCGCUUCAAAGAACUCAUUAAAGUCAAGGCUUUCCAAGUUUCUCCUUCAGAACUUGAGGAUCUGAUCCUGCAGGUAGAAGAAGUGCUGGACGUAGGAGUGGUAGGAGUGCCGGACGACAGAUCCGGGGAACUGCCACGAGCGUUCGUCGUGUUGAAAGAAAACGUAACCGACCCACAGAUUUUAGGCCAAAUUUCCAAUAAAAUCAAUUCGCACAUGAAAGAAAAUGCUGCCCCGUACAAGCAGCUCGCUGCUGGCAUCUUCUACGUCGAAACUUUGCCUAAGAACCGAACUGGGAAGCUGCUCAGACGCGAGCUCCGAGAUAUGGCCGUGAAAACUUAGUAAUUUAAGAAUUUUCGUCUGAUAGCCUAUAGUUUUGAGGCUAUAUAACGGCCGUACAUUAACCAAAUAAAACGUAUCAAGAAUGCUUUCACUUUUUGCAGUAGGUAAUUUAUUUUCCCUUAGUUUCCUAGAGAGAUCCACACGUCAUUUUCGGACACUUUUAACAAGAAUAACUUCCCACAUACAUUAUAGCCGAAAGAAACAUCCCGUUCCAUUUCCUUACUUUUCCAAUUUAGCUUCAGAAUAAACACCACGCGCAAGCUUUCCCCGCAAGCAUUCUUCGGGAAAAAUAGGUUCAUGCAAAUCUAGACCUCGAGGAAGAAAUCGAUGAGUUAUAGCUGUAACAGCGCCGGCCAUCAGAAACUAAUUGUAGGCCGCCUAUAAGCCGCCAAUGGGUAGCAAGAAGGUACGCAAGAUACCCUUACAUAUUCCGGUGACGUGAGACGCCUGAGAGAAGUGAGAUCUUUUCACGUCUGAUAUUGGCUGUCGAGCCAAUAAUGGGCCAAAGCCUUCUAUUCGCAGCGAUGGUGCGGACAGCGAAGCAAGGCUCAAGUUCUUCUUGGAUUUGUUGCGAUUGUCUUUAUCAGUACAUCAGUCACAUAUUUAGUGUAUAAUCAUAUUAGUUUACGUGAUGCUUUUAAUCUUUAUACAUUUGGUGUCCAUGUCUGUAAAUGAGGCUAGUGUCAUUCUUAACGUCACCUUCUCGAGAUGGAUAAAGAUGGCAUAAGCCAGUCCAAAAAUAUUGAAUUUGAAAAAAAAAACUUGCACAUUUGUCUCCGUCUGUCAUUAAUCAUGUAAAUUUAUAUUUAAUAAUCCUUAGUAAAUAAAUCCUACAAAUUCGAA
This is a messenger RNA of Hyalella azteca, 3483 nucleotides long. Its product is annotated as probable 4-coumarate--CoA ligase 3. The record is from RefSeq and is a predicted model, not a curated record. Bases 685 to 2640 code for a protein of 651 amino acids. Gene Ontology annotation, molecular function: long-chain fatty acid-CoA ligase activity. NCBI's taxonomy places the organism in Eukaryota, Metazoa, Arthropoda, Malacostraca, Amphipoda, Hyalellidae. Gene Ontology annotation, biological process: fatty-acyl-CoA biosynthetic process; long-chain fatty acid metabolic process. The transcript has 10 exons.